This is a messenger RNA of Suillus bovinus, 345 nucleotides long. RefSeq lists its product as uncharacterized. Lineage: Eukaryota; Fungi; Basidiomycota; Agaricomycetes; Boletales; Suillaceae. The annotation marks the transcript as partial. The record is from RefSeq and is a predicted model, not a curated record. The transcript has a single exon.
ACCACCCCAGUCACUAUUGUACAUUCUUCUGGGGUGUUCGAGCAUAAUGUAGCAUGGUGUCAUUGCCUGGGAUCCGAUUCCCAGCAUGUACAACUCCUAAAAGCAGGACUAUUUCCUGCCAGCUUCACCCGUCCAAAGACCACGUUUACCUUUGAGGUAUUGGAUCAUUUUCUCAUUGAUGCCUUGGAAUGCAAGACUUCUGCAAGGAGCUUCUAUGAGAAACUCACAAGGCUAACUAAUAACGCAUUCCAAGAUACUGUUCCAGAGAGUUUAAGUGUACUUGAUACAGUAGCACUUUCUGAAUAUCCGGCAUGUAUUGGCAGGAUUGAUACUGUGAACUCAUGA